CUUGUGCUGGCUUGCCUUGGCUAAAUGGAGAACAAAACUCGAUUUUUCAAUCUCGUGCGUGGCUGGCAACGCCACGUGAUCACAUUGAACGUCCGACGUGAGCAUGUCCGAAGAGCCAGCGCCGCCGCCGACUUCCGAGCCAGUCGUGGAAGCUCCUACAUCGACUUCCGAGCCUGCGGAAGUUCCUCCUUCGUCCGAGCCUGUCGUGCCACCACCUGAAGCCACCGACGCUGCCAUCAUCGCGUCCGAUGACAUUGCACCGCGUGCUAAUGACGCCGGUGCAAACGACCCAAAGGAUGCCGUUUUGGAGGAAGGAGUCGUUGACGUCGUCGUAGUUCCGACGGCAGCCGUGCCCACCCAAGCCGACGCCGCCGCUACGAACGACAGGAACACACCCAGUCCAGAUUUGGCCAUCACCAUCCCGAACGACCUGGAAGCGUGCAUGAACGACUGCACGUCGCCUGGCCACGACCCCCAAUUGGCAGGGUACACGCCCGACUGCGGCACCAAACAUCUGAAGUACCUGUCGUACGCGAAGUGUCGGCGCGACCGAGGGCUCACCCAUCCCAUGUGCUACUCCCUCACGGAGAAAGAUCGGAUGGGCCACCCAGUGCCAAAGACGUACCCCGUCGUGGCCACCGACUUUGGCGCGCAUUCAUUCCACACGCUGCCCACCGACUCGCAUGUGCUGAGCAAGUACGGCAUUGGCGUGAGCUUGUACUUCAAGUUUCUGAAAGUCAUGUCGUGGUUGUUCUUGAUCAUGUUCAUUAUCAGCUUACCGUCCAUGGUCAUCUACGUCAUUUGCGGCAGCGGCAACGGCGACGCCAUCAAGCUACAGCUCCAGAAGAAUCCGCUCGCGAUCCUUGGCAUGACGAGCAUGGGACACUUGGGCGAGUCGGAAAGCGUGUGCGCCCAAGCCAAAUACGGCGAAACGCUGACGCUGACCUGUCCGUACGGCGAGAUUGGCCACGUCGACUCGUCGUACUCUUUGCAUGACGCCCAAGGCACCUGCUCGUGCCCGACGGCGUACCAAGCCAGCUCCAAGGGCGUGUGCCGGGGCCCGCUGGACGACGCGGCAUGCCCGACGUCGGGUCUGCCGUGCUUCCUUGGCGACUUCCCGUCUGCGGGUGACACAUGCUGCGGGUACACGAAGGACGCAGUGUCUGGCGCUGGCACGUUUCCCGAACUGAUGCUCAAGGACGCAGACGGGUGCGCCAGCCCCGUGGUGACGCCCAUCUUGAACGGGCUCUGCCUCGGCCAGCAAACGUGCUCGUUGACAGUCGACGACGCCGAGCUGUACCUGUGGAAGGUGGACGAUACGUACAAAACCGUGUGCACGGACCCGUCCAGUCCGCUGUUUUGCCAGGCGCGCCUCACAGAUCGCAUGAACACUGCCACGUGCCCCAACGCCACUCGCAGCGAGCGGGGUAUCAUCGCCCAAGCCAAAUGUCUCACCACCAAGAUCGACGUGUCGACGUCGUGGGCGUUCAAGAUCAUGGGGUGGAACUCUGUCACACGCCAAGACUUUGUUGGCAUGGCGUGCGGGCUCGACAUUGUGUACUCGGUUGUGUUUAUCAUGGUUGUGAUUUGGAUGAAACAGCAGGAGAAAAAUGCCAAUACGCAAAUCCUGUCGGAGCGAUUGAGCGUCGACAACUACACGGUGCAACUCAUGCACUUGCCGCACCACAAGGACGUUCCCAAGCUCGCUGAAGACCUGAAAACCCACUUGGAAACGGUGCUCAGUGCCAAGGCCCCUGUAUACAACGAAGCUAUCCAGGCCAUUCGCGUGGCGGACAUCAACUUUGGACUCACCAACGCCGCGCAGAUCAGUCUCAUGCGAAAGCGCGGCGAAGUGGCGGCAAAGCUGGACGUGGCGUUGCAGCGCAUUGCCAAGUUCAAGAAACUGCAGCCCCACCAACCCCCCAACGCGCACGAGAUGGACGUGAAGACAUUCGAGAGGCGCAUGGAAAGGCUGCUCAAGGCUUCGAACGCCCUCGGUGACCAGUUCACGAGCUACGACAAGCGGCUGGACGAGUGGGAAAAGAAGAACAAGGGCAAGGGGCUGGUCGCUGUGACAGCGUACAUCACGUUCGAGGAGGAGGAGGGGUACCUGCGCUGCAUGCGCGAGUACCCGAGCCUGGGGGUGCUGCACCGGUUGUUCCAGCCGUACCACAAGCGGUUCCUGAAGAAGCGCAUGUGGAUCCAGCCGGCGCCCGACCCGACCGACAUCAUUUGGGAAAACUUGGACUUCACGGCCGCGAAUCGUCUGGUCCGAGUGAUCGUGGUCAACUUGAUGGCGCUGUCGCUGCUGUGUUUGAGUUUUAUCAUCAUCUACGCGGCCAAGGUCAAGAAAAACGAGCUGACGCAGAAGUACGGCGCCCCCGUGGCGUGCCCGGACGGAGGCGUGACAGCGUGGGACGUGGUGCAGGAACAGACGAGCAGCUCGGGCGACCAGACGAUGGUCAUGUGCUUCUGCAAGGCGGCGCUGCUGCAGUCGUCGCUCAAGGACGCGAUGAACAUUGACUUUGUGGACCACCGCACGGGCACGAGCGUCAAGUACUGCGACACGUGGGGCACCCAGUACCUCGAGAUUCAGGCGUUGAUGGUGGCGUCGGUGGUCAUCGUGGUGGUAAUCAACUCGUGUCUGACGCCCGUGCUGCGGUACCUCGUGCUCAAGCAGAAGAGCCAUACGCGGUCCGGCGUGGUUGUGGCCACUGUGACCAAGAUCUUCAUUGCCCAGUUCUUCAACACGGCGCUGAUCGUGCUGCUCUUGAACGCCAACAUGGACGACGUGAUGGACAAGAGCGGCGCGGGGGCGUCGGUGAACGGCGUCAAGAUCUUUUCGGGGAAAUACUCGGACUUUUCCGUGAGUUGGUACAACGACGUGGGGAUUUCGCUCAUGCUGACGAUGCUCAUCAACAUGGUGUCGCCGCACGCCGGUGUGUUUAUCACGUACGUCGUGGUCGAGUUCCAGCGGUUCUCGGAUCGAGGGUUCUCGUUCGACAUGACGAUUACGCACCAAGAAACCCAGCGAGAUCUGGAGGCGCUGUACCGCGGCCCAGAGUUCGACCUCGCCAGUCGGUACUCUGUGGUUAUCAACACCAUUUUCAUCACGCUCAUGUUUUCGUCGGGCAUGCCGCUCAUGCUCUUGAUCGGGUUGUUUUCCAUGAUCAUUACGUACUGGACGGACAAAUUCACGUUUUUGCGCGUGGUGCGGUCGCCGCCUCAGUACGACGGAAAGAUUGCGGGGGCGGCGGGCAGUUUGCUGCCGUGGGCCGUGCUUCUACACACGCUGUUUGGCAUUUGGAUGUACUCGAACACGCAAAUCUUUGACAAAAUGACGACGCAAUUCUCGGCGCUCGGGUCGCUCAACGCCGAGCUUCAGCGCGGGGGUCGCAUCGUCGCCCGAGCCAUCACCAUGCCGUCCGAGGUCAUGUUCGGGUUGCUGGUCGCGAUCGCCGCGGUUGCGCUGGUCCGCGUGGUUGUGUUUCGGUACUUUGGGUCGGCCCUGCGCUCCGUCUUCCCCAUCUGCGUGCGCAUGAUGAAGAAGGAGAAGCCCCCGCGCAACCUGCCCAACUAUUUUGACUCGAUUCCGACCCAUAUCCUUAAGGAGAGCUUAGCCACCAAGACCCUCAAGCCGCGGCUCCGGGACUCGUACAGCGCGGCGUUGGAAGACGCCGACGACGCGCACCGCGACUCGGGACGGGCAACCCUCGAAGGCUGCCAUUCGUACGACAUUAUGGUCAACACCUACUACAAGGAUGCGUUUGGCGGCGGCGCCUUCCAUCGCGCGUUGUGAUUGUAGUACACUAACCAUUUUCUAGUUUUAUAUGUACUGUACAUGUUUUCACAUACUCA
Messenger RNA from Aphanomyces astaci, 3858 nucleotides. RefSeq lists its product as hypothetical. Lineage: Eukaryota; Oomycota; Saprolegniomycetes; Saprolegniales; Verrucalvaceae. Gene Ontology annotation, molecular function: calcium-activated cation channel activity. Gene Ontology annotation, cellular component: plasma membrane. The transcript has 8 exons. The record is from RefSeq and is a predicted model, not a curated record. Bases 104 to 3799 code for a protein of 1231 amino acids.